GACCGCUUUACUCAGAUUAUAAGCGAAAAAAGCCAAAUAAUCCCGCCAAACGCCCUGCUUAUUAUCUUGCUUUUUUGGAACGCGACCGCGAAAAAAUCCACCCCAACACUGCGUUUCGAAACGCGGCUCGCUCCUCGCUUUUCUCAAAACGCGACGCUUUCCCCUUGUAGCCCCUCGGUCCUCUCCUCCCCACCCGACCCAGAUCUGGAUCGGGCCUCCUUGCCGCCGGUCGCCUCCUGUCUGCUGAGGCGUCCGGCCUUGUCUGCUGCGGCGUCCGGCCGGCUGCCGCCCGCCUCUCUCCCUGCUGCGCACGCCGGCCCGCCUCCCUGCUGUGCCCGCCUGCUUGCAGCACGAGCAGCAGAGCCCCGCCGGGACUGCAGCAGGGCGCCAGCAGAAGAGCCCCACCGGGACCGCAGCAGAGCUCCGCCUCCCUGCUGUGCAGCCUUCUGCUCCCUGCUGUGGCUGCCUGGAGCGAGGACCCCAAGAAGCCCCGGCACGUCCCUCAAGCUAGCAGGCAGCAACGCCCUCUCCUUCCUCAAGCUAGUAGGCAGCAGCGCCCUCUCCUUCCUCCCUGCUUCGAAGAUGGAAAAAACAACAAAGGUUCCAGCUAGAUGGGAUGCAUUUGCAGCCAAAGUGUUCAACGAAAUAUGUGUAGAAGAAGUCCUUGCCCAUAACAGGCCACAACAUUGCUUGAAUUCUGUGGGUUAUGCUAAUUUGGUGAAGAAGUUCUUUGAUCGAACAAAAAGACCGUACACCCAAGACCAAAUGAAGAACAGAUGGGAUGUUCUAAAGAAGAAAUACAGUCAGUGGAAGACCUUGAACAUGAGAGACACGGGAUUGGGUAGAGAUCCUGUUACUGGAUGUAUUUCAGCCUCAGAUGAGUGGUGGGCUGACCAAAAUGCGGCUAUGCCAGGAUGUAUAUCAUUCAAAAAUUCAGUUCUUGAGCAUGAGGACAUGAUGCACAUAAUGUUUGAAGCAAUUAGUGUUACAAAUGAAACUUCAUAUGUUCCUGGAACUGGUCAUGCGGGGGGAGAGGAGGAAGAGCAUGAUGAUGGCGAGGAUGGUGAGGCUGAUGGUGAAGGUGAGAGGGGUGCACCACAGGUCACCCCAAGUGCUAACAAAAGGCCAGCUCCAUCUUCAGGGAGAACCACAGGUUCCCCUUCUGGAAAGAAAAAGAAAAUAUAUAGGGAUACCCUUAUGAGGAGGUUGGUGGAAACAUAUGAGAAGAAGACCCAGAGUAGUAAUAAUUCAGCAACUUCUCAUGUCAUUGAUCAUGUUAGAGAUGAGAUUGGAUCUAUGUUGGAGCAAGUCCUUAAUGAUGGCGCUGAAGAAGGGAGUGAUGAGCACUACUAUGCUACCCAACUUCUAAAAAACAAGGAGAACCGUGAUGUGUUUAUUACUUUGAAGACACCUUCUGGGAGACUUAAUUGACUGAGGAGAGCAUGGGAGGACAGGAAGAACUAGUGAUGUUGUUUUGUAAUGAACCAAUAUUUCCUUGCUUAAUUUCCUUGUACUGUAAUAGACCAGUAAUUUAUUUCCUUGCUUCAUUUAGUUGUACUGUAAUGGACCAAUUAUUUGUUUCCAAGAAUAAUUAUGUUGUUUCCCUGCUUUAUGUGUACCUAUUUUAUA
Molecule: messenger RNA, 1629 nt
Organism: Panicum virgatum (switchgrass)
Lineage: Eukaryota; Viridiplantae; Streptophyta; Magnoliopsida; Poales; Poaceae
Exons: 3
Coding region: 583-1431 (282 amino acids)
Source: RefSeq, a predicted model, not a curated record